AUGUUUUCAGUUGUCCUGCCUGGCCGGCCGUGCCUGACGAACUCCACCCCUAUCCAGGGAGAUCCCAAUUCUCCCGCGACAAAUUUCGUAUUUACUUUCCCCGCAUGGCCCAAAUUCUCACACAUUGUCGUCUUCCUCCUCCCAGGCGUUACACUUCCACCCGGCGCAGCGGCCGCGGUCUACAUUCAAUUCUCCACCGGAGCAACUCCUACUCCCAACCCACAAGAUUUCCGGUUCCUCGGUGCGAUUGCCGACGAGAAGCCCUCUGCCAUAUUCCGAGUGAACGACCCGGUUCGCCGGCGCACGGAGGCCGAAGAGGAAGAUGAAAUGCUGGACGAGGGAGCCCCGCCGUCCCCGAAUGUCAACAUGACGGUCACAUUGGGGAUAUCUAUCGAGCCUGCGCAGAGCGUAGCUGCUAAACUAGCUACGUUGAAGUCUCAGUCGCAGUCUAUGGAGCUUGCCAAAACGGUAGAUGUGCAGCAGAGGCCAAAUAUAUCGACAAGAUUGCUUGCGCAGCGGAUAAUUGGGAAUGCGUUCAAUUUCCUCUCGAGCUUCGCAACCUCGGACGGGCGGGAAGAGGUUGUGCCAUUGAAAAGCUUCAGGGACUGGUGGACGAAGUUUGAGAGGCGGAUCGAUACUGACCCGGGAUUUCUGGAAAGAGAAGGAAGUGGGUGA
Molecule: messenger RNA, 675 nt
Organism: Uncinocarpus reesii 1704
Lineage: Eukaryota; Fungi; Ascomycota; Eurotiomycetes; Onygenales; Onygenaceae
Exons: 1
Coding region: 1-675 (224 amino acids)
Biological process (GO): protein import into nucleus
Cellular component (GO): nucleus; cytosol
Molecular function (GO): nuclear import signal receptor activity
Source: RefSeq, a predicted model, not a curated record